Lymnaea stagnalis (great pond snail) is the source of this 5188-nucleotide messenger RNA. Lineage: Eukaryota; Metazoa; Mollusca; Gastropoda; Lymnaeidae. The record is from the annotation of a GenBank genome assembly.
AAAUACUUUUAACAUGGAAUCCAAGAAGUGUUUCUGUAUUUCCUUAGAUUGUUAAAAAAUAAUAUCUAAAUUUAAAGGAAGUUUAUGCUUAAUUUAAACUCAUAUCUUUGACUUUGAGAACAACACAUUUUCCCAAAUUUUACUUAGUACAUUCUCUUAAUAGUGCUUGUGAAAUGGCUGAGCAAGAGUCACCUAAAAGUUCUAAUACUGACCUGCAAAGUCACCAAUCGACAACGUCGACUUCAAACUCCAAGUUUGAAAAGAUAUCAGACGAUGGAAGGAAAAAUAAAACUAGUAUAUAUUGUCAGAGAUGCCCUAGCCUUGUAUUAUCAGCCCAACAAGCCACACUAGUCCAUAAAGAGGUAACUUUUAUCUUUAAACUAAAGCAAUAUAUAUAUCCAUUCCUUUCUUAGUACCGGUAUCAAAAUUGUGCAUUUAGGCCUACUUAGUAAGUUAGUAGUAAGUUAUAGUCUUCUUAAAAGCAGAUCUACUUUUUUUGAUAAUCUAUCACUUGAGCAUCAGUAAUGGACAAAUCCUGUUCCAGUUUGAAGUGCUUUUUACUGUUAUUUUUUUAUUGAUGUCCGUUACAUGGACACAGUGUCACUGGAUUUCAGUGGAAUAGAAAGACUAAGACUAAGAGAGUAGUUGCUGUUUGCUCGUCGAAGUACCAGACCAAUGUGAGAUCACUUUAUAGCAGUGCAUAGAAAUAUAUAGCCUUCCAGGCUCACUUAUUGUAUUGGAUGGAAGGGUGGCUUAUGCCAGCAUAACCAAGAUCAGACAUGGAAUAUACGAACACGCCAUUGUGGUCCAUCAACAAAAUUUUGUUGUUCCAGAUGAUGCCGGUCUCCACACUCAGAGCUAAAACUGAAAAGACAGUUUAGCACAAGCCGUGAUCUUUUCCCAUCUAUUUGCAUGAGUUCAGGUUCCGCAACCAUUUUCUUGGAGAUGAUAUUUUCUUAAAAUUUCAUUGUUACCUUGGGGAAGAACUAUGUUCUCACUCUGUUGUCUUUUCAUAAAUUAAAUUGCUUAAAUUUUAAAUUUAAAAAAUUUUAAUAUUGUUUUAAAUUGUUUAAAUUUUUGCAUUAAAAAAAAUAAUAAAUUCUUAAAUUAUAUAUUUAUGUGCUGAAAUGAAUAUGUACAAUGUUAUAAAAAACAUUUUUAUCUAUUUGGAUCAAUGAAAAUAAUUUAAUCUUAUCAAUAAAACAAUAACCAUUUAAAUAGCACUUUAAACCGGAAUAACAUGAUUUUUUAAUAACCGACACUGAAGUGGUAGAUUACUCUUAUUUCUAACUAAAAAUAAAAAUUGGCAUAAAUCUGCAUAAAAUAUAUUUUUGGCCUGCACUACCUCAAUACGUUCUCUCUGAAAGAGAAACUAACACAAGAGGUCAAUAGGCUUUGUUUAAUGUCGGGGUAUACGACUACAUAGUAAAAGUACCAUACACAUUACAGAUACAAUAGUCUACAACUAAUCAUUUACUAAUCGAACAUAAUAAUUAUGUAUUUUUUAAAAUAUGACACACUUGUAAAUUGGUAUAUUUUACUUUUUGAAAAUUUAUAUUUUAAAAACUGACUAAAUUCAAAGGCUAUAAAAUAAUGGUUAUCUACCACUUGAGCAUCAGAUAUGAACAAAUCAUUUUGUUCCCUUUUGAAGUGCCAUUUAAAUAGUUAUUCUUUUAUUUAUCCAAAUAAAUGGAACAUGUUUUUUUAUUACAUUUUACAUAUUCUUUCAGCACAUAUAAAAAUUAUUUAAAAAAUACAUCAAUUUUAAAAUAGAAAAAUUUAAACAAUUUAAUGUAUGAAAAAGAAACAGAGUUUGAGUUUAUAUCAUCUCCACAAAAACGAUUGCGGAACAUGAACUAAUGCAAAUAUGAAGGGAAAAUAUUGUGGCUUAUGCCAAACUGACUUUUCAGUUUGCACAUUUGCGUGCAUCCACAUAUUUUUAACAUUCUGUGUGUGGACACUAGUGUCUUUUGGAUAUAAACAAAAUUUUGUUUAUGAAAAACAUCAAAGUAUUCUUAGAUUCUGUGUCUGAUCUUGUUUAUGUUUGCACAAGCCGCCCAUCUCUCUGAUACAGUAAGUGAGCCUCUUUGCACUCUUGUAAAGUGAUUGCAUGUCCAUCUGGCAAUUCAAAAAGAAACAGUGCCACUCUCUCUUUCUAUGCCACCAAAAACCCAGUGGCCCUCUCCACUGUAAUAUUAUUAAAUAUUAACGGACAUCAAUAAAAAAUAAUUGUUUAAAUAGCAAUUUAAACGGUAACAAGAAGAUUUUUUCACAACCAACACUGAAGUGGUUGAUUACCAAAACAACAUGUCAUCAAGUCAAUGGUUAAUGUUUCAUAUUUAUUGUCAAACAGUUUUUUUGUAUUUGCAGAAAUAAUAUGCAGUAAUAUAUAGUCUAUCCCCGUGACAACUUAUAAGUCCACCGCUCCCCGUGUGAACUGAUUUGUACCACUAAACACAGAGCAGACAAAAAAUUCAGUUAAUAUAAUUAGUAUAAUUUUGCAAUGGGUAAACUUUUAACCUAAUUUUUCACCAUAUUGUCAUGAAGAUUGAAGAUUUUAAAAAGAAACCCUCUAAUUGCUAUGUGGAUUUAAAGUGUUUGCUGGAAGUUUCCAGCUGAAUUAAAUUAAUACCGGUACCCGGUAAAAAAAAGAUUAUAAUACAACUUACAACACUCACUGAUUUUGGCUCCAAAUAAGGUCUACUUAUACAAUGAAGGAGACCACACCAUACUUUAGUAGACCUGCUAUGAUAUUAUGCUGUCUUAAUAGGCCCUAUUAACGAAUAAUAUUAAUGAAAUCGUGCUCAGUUGCUAAUUUUAGAUGGUCUGCAGAUCCUCAACUUGGUCAUUUUAAAGAGAGCAAAGGGAUUUAAACUUCCUGUAGUCCGAAUUGAAUUUAUUACACCAACAGUUUUGAUCCUAUGUCUUUUCUAAAUCCAUUGAAAUCUGUACUAAAUCCUGUAUAGCUGUACAACUCCGUAAAUGUAUAAAAACUGUACAAAGUACAGGUAAAUUGUACGGAGUGGCAUGUAUGGCAGUGGUAAACUUGUGUGGAUGUCCAAGGAUUAGCUAUGUUUAUCCAUCCUGGUAAAUGCAGCCUUUAGGUUGUUCCAUAGAUUUGAUACAGAGUAAGUGUAGGCAGAGACUAGUCUUUCCAGGUGUCCCACUAAGCCACAUCAAUCAUGAUAGCCAUUGCCCUGGACGGACAGUUGGACUUAAGACCUUGAUAUUCAUACAAUCCUGCAACUGCUCUGAUUUUUCAAAUCUUUUUUUUUCACCAAUUUUUCUAAAAUUUUCUACUGAGAGUUAUGAUCCAAAGAAUGUAGGUCUGGGUAGUAUUUUAGGUAUAAAGCACCAUUAAAUUCCAGUUUACUGGUUCAUACUGUCCAUGAUGUCUUGGGUGAUUUAUUUUUUGGAAAUAAAUUUUAGAAUGGUUGUGAGCAAUAAAUUUGGUGUUUUGUCUCAUCCGAAAAAUAAAUGACAAACCAAAAUGCACAUAUGACAAUAAAACGUGUGGCAAAUAUACUUGUGUUUUGUGUAUAAAAUAUUUUCCUAAUUUUAUUUGCUAGGAAUAAAAUAUUUAGAAAAUUCUCUUUGAGCGUCUCUAAUAUCUCAUCCAUAAAAACAUCUUUGUUUUCCCCAUUAUGUUCUGGCACUGAAGCAUAUUUUUAAAAAAAGAAAUUUCUAGUAUUUCCAUAAAAUUAGGCUAAUCAUUCAGUUUUAAAGCAAUAAAUAAAUAUUAAAAAUUUGUAUGUAGUACAGGUAGUUGAAAUUCAAGUUUUAAAAUUUCAGAUAAAAAGUUUUCAGUUCAAAUGCUUUUAAUAUCUCAGCCUCAUGUGUAAUGCAUUUGUGGUCUUUUGCAGUUUUUCCUUCCAAACAUGUAUCAAAAGAAUGAGUCUGCACCAAUAGAAGGUGUAACAUUAGUAGACUUCUGGCAUGUACCUGACAUGCUCACAUUUGACAAUGUGGGCUUUUCAAAAACAGUAAGUGAAUGACAACUAAAUAUAAGUUGAUAUAAGGUUUAUUUAAUGUUAAAACAAGUAAUGCUCAUACAAUUAAAAGACAAAUAUGGAAGAACUAAGCAGUAAAUCACUAAAUAGGUUUAGUAUCAUUUGAGUUAAUUUCUUAUAGAGGCUCCAUUGGUCACAUAUUUAAAUCUAUUUAUUAAUUCAUUUAUAUUUGGAGUACCCAUCUUUUGAAAAAUAUUGACUAAUAUUUAAAUGAGUUUGUAAUUGUACUAUACAUUCCAGGUUGACAAUAUCAAGUACUUGAUGUGUGCUGAUUGUGAGGUGGGACCCAUAGGCUGGCAUUCGGUUCAUGACAAAAAAUCUUACUAUAUAGCAGUUGAUAGAGUAAAACAUGGAUGACAAGACGCCAGAGUUUUAGCACACUUGUCACUCACUGUCCAGUCUAAGGCUGUAAUUUAAGACAUUGCUUUUGUUACUAUUUGUUGAUGUUGUUGUAAUAAUGAUGUUACUUAAUUUUUUAUACCCUAAAUGUUAUCUUGUACAUACCACUGUUAAAUGUUGUAUUGAUAAGUCUAUGUGAUACUUUUCAUUGUUGAUGGACAUUUGAAUCAGUUGUAUGUUUGACAAAUUUUCCAAAUCACAAUUCAUUUAAGGCAGACACAGUUUUAUUGAAUAAAGUAAAUUUUAUUGAAAUAUGAAGGUUGAAUCUUUGAAAAAGUAAUGAAAAUGGGUACCGGUACCACCAUUAAUUGUUUUGAUGUCUCCUUUCAUCCAAAGAUACUCUUACUCUUAUGCCGUAAUAAAAUAAAUGUCUUUAAUGGUGUGUACUUUGAAUGGUCUUAUUUUUGCCUGGAACCUUAUGAUCUAAUUCAAUUGUGUAUUAAAUGUUGACCUUUAUUUUAACGACUUUAAAAAGUUCUUCAAGGCUUAUAGCACCAUUAAGUUCUUUGACACUUAAGUUUCUCAGUUCAAAUUUGUGCGGUUAGGGGUAGUUAUUUUUAACUCCUGUAAACAAAAUGGAUGUUCAGAAUGCAAUUUUAUUUUUAAAAAAUUCUUAGUGUGACUUAAUAUUACUUUUGUUUUAUAUUUAUAAAUUCUUUAUUAUAGAUGAAUAUGGAUAAACAUUUUAGCAUUCGUAGAUGAAAAGAGGCAAAAAAAUACUCAGCAUUUGUAAAUCGAUUAUGAGUAUGUUGUGAAAACAAUUAAAAUUCAUAAAUAAU